Molecule: messenger RNA, 3173 nt
Organism: Dermacentor silvarum
Lineage: Eukaryota; Metazoa; Arthropoda; Arachnida; Ixodida; Ixodidae
Product: major facilitator superfamily domain-containing protein 6
Exons: 4
Coding region: 231-2153 (640 amino acids)
Cellular component (GO): membrane
Source: RefSeq, a predicted model, not a curated record
AGUCCAGUGGGACUCCGUGGCCUGCCCCCACACUCGCCGCGCUCAGUCCGUCGGUGCCGCAACGCUGGAGCUCCGUGUAUCAACACAUCGGCCGACUAGGUGGCCCGGCACGCUCGCAGUCCCGUGGACCGACGCUACCCAAGGAAAUCAACGGCGCCGAGAUGAGGACCGCCGCGGACAGCUGAGCUCGCGCGCGCGCGUUCACCUGCACCGGCUCGCUCGCCUCAGAAAUGGCUGGAGACGACGAUGAAGCGAGGACGUGCAAGGCCAACACCGAGUUGGUGCCACUCAAGAUCGUGCUCUUCCUGUGGUACGGAGGUACGGCCUGCUUACUGCCCUUCUUGACGGUGCACAUGCGCCAGCUGGGGCUCAGCGUGGAGGAGACGGCCAUCAUCUACAGCAUCGUGCCGUUCGCCCAGCUUCUGGGGCCGUACGCGGCCACCUUCCUGGGCGACAAGUACGGAAGUUACAAGUGCGCGCUGCUGGGGAGCCUGAUGCUGACGGCGCUGUCCGGAACCAGCCUGCUGCUGGUGCCACAGGCCCUGGGACCCCCCGUACCACCGCCGGCGAUCCACUUGCACUGCGGCCCGUCGCUGCAGCUCGAGGUGGUGGUGGACCACUGCGGCGACGAGCACGGUGCGUGUCCCGAGCCCUCGCCGGGACUGGCGCUGCCCGUUCUGCUCUCGGACUGCAGACCGGAGUGCCCGGACACAGAAUGGCUGCACGCUAUCGACGAGACGGGCAUCUGCUUCACGGAUGACUACGGCAACAAGGAGUGCCACGUGGUGAGCGAGAACGACACGCUGGCACGCAGCACGUCUCUCGGCCUGUACCUGCAGCCUGCCAGGGACCCCGACCUCCUGUGCCUGCACCCGGUGACGGCCAUCACGUGGGAGAGCAGGGUCUUUCACAACGUGUCCUGCCUCAAGCACCUUCCGGACCAGGACCACACCAACUGCUCGCUCAAGUGCACUGUCGAGGACACGGAGGAGGUGGACGCUGUGUCGGCCGCCGACUUUUGGCACGCCGAGUGCACGCCACCCGAGGGCAGUGACCGGCGCAUCACCAUUUCGGUGUACUUCGUGCUGCGCAUCAUAUUUCAGGUGCUUGUCUCCAUCUGCUUCACUCUACUGGACGCCACCACUGUGUCCAUGGUGCACGCGCACGAAGGACGCUUCGCGUGGCAGCGCUUCUGGGCCAUCGUGGGCUCCGUGUUCUGCGCGCCGCUGUCGGGAUUCUUCAUCGACCUCAGCAGCGAGCAUGUCAUCACGGGCUUCGACUACUCGCCCGCUUUCUAUAUGUUCAACGUCUUCACGGUGCUCACGGCGAUCUUCACGUAUGUGCUGGAAAUCCAAGUGGCCACUCCCGGCAAGAACGUCUUCUACAAGGCCCGACGACUCAUGAAGCAGCCGCAAUUCCUUAGCCUCUUUUUGUUUGUGCUGUGCCUCGGAAGUGUCUACGGUUUCCUCGAGUACUUCUUGUUUUGGUAUCUGCUCGACCUAGGCGCUGCCAACUACCUUCUCGGUCUGACGAUAUCUAUUGGCGGGUUCGCCGGCUUCUUGUUUCUCUACGAAACCAAGUGGCUCAUGGACAAAUUGGGCGUCGUGAAUAUCAUCGCCCUCUCCGGGCUAGUUUACUGCGCCAGGCUAGUGGGCUACUCGUACAUCGGCCAGCAUCCGUUGUGGUGCAUCCUCCUGGAAGGACUCGAAGCCAUGACGUUUCACCUUCUGUGGGUCGCCAUUGGCACCUACGGCACACAGAUAGCGCCCAGAGGACUCAAGCCAACAGUGCAGAGCUGCGUCGGCAGCAUCUACUUCGGCCUUGGUCGCAGCACGGGCAGCCUGGUGGGCGGCACCGCCAUGUACUUCCUGGGUGCCGAGACUGCCUUCCGCAUCAUGGGUGGCGUGGCCGCGCUGGCCUCGGCCUCGUACGGCUGCUUUUGCUGCUUGCAACGAUCCGCUACCCGGGCACCGGCGGCGGCGAUGCAGACGCGAGGAAACGCCGGAGACAAGAUAUCUGCGCCGGUCACUGAGAACACACCCGCAUCCUCGGCGACCAACGGCCCAGCGAGGAACGAGGUCGCCGUGGACGCCGACGGAACCGCCGAGUCCAAGGCACCGGGCGAGGGCCGGUUGGAGCCCGAAGGCUCGUAACCAGGAACGUCACUGUGUUUUACGAGUCUGUCGCUGCUCUUGAGGAGCGCUCCGACAAGGCAUCAUUCGGCGGACGAUGGCUCCGACCGGGCAAGCAACUGUUCGCACGUCCUUCCCGGUUGUGCAAAUUAGGACAUUUGAAAAGGCACGUGACGUCAAGUGCAUUUGAGGCCCUCAAGAUGGCAAACACCAAUGGCGCUAUCUUUGGCUCCUCAUAAGCAGAAACGAGUCUAAUGGGAUUCCCUCGGCAGUGGCCAAUGCCGUGUAUGACAAGAGCAAGACUAAACUGACAGUUUCCGGAGAGAGCAGAGACUAACUCGCUUCUGCUCCUCACGACGCUUCGAUUGGCCACGUCCACCGUUUCGUGAUCGUCCAAUGAUAGCAAGCAAACUGUCACUCAAAUUCCCUCGUGAACCAGCAGCGUUACCGGCCUAAGUGGACUUCCGCGAUUCCAAAUGCCUGUCCUCUCAGGAGGACGUGCUCUUAAGCCAAGUGCGUGCCGUGCAAAUUGCGCGCUUUCACAGACACUCAUUGCUCAGGUGCGUAUAUGCACGCAGGAAUGCUACUUGCAGUAUCCGUGACGUUUGGUAUGAGAAUCAGAAGCCAAGAUGCCGCCGAGCCUGAACAUCGCGUUGUCUUAGACAAAGGACAAGAAAGGUUCAUGCUUUGCUUGUUCGCAUUCAGCAUCUUCAGGUAGUUCCCGAGUUUCUCGAGAGAUAUUGAAUGAAGCGCACUGAACUGUGUAAGAUCGCGCCAUCGUGCCCGAGCAACUCGUAUUUCGUUAAGGAUUGUGAGAAUGCACUGCGCACGAGAAUGGGGAGCACCAUUGUUCUGAAGACGAGCUCUCUUGCCACCAUGGCGUUGCAGCGACCGUGUGUGCUACUAACGAAGCUAGAUGUGACCAAAGACGGAUGUGCCGAUUUGUGGGUUAAAGCACUCACGGCGAGUAGCUUGUGAUAAUGGCAUUUCGAUUGCGUUCAGGUAAGGACACACAGGAUAUCCAGUAAAUGGUGACUUCUA